AUGACUAGAACCCAAGUCCCCUACCCCUCCCCUGCUACCCUGAAGCGGUUCCCUCAUAUCCAUGAUGACCCUUCCACCAUCUCUCACUCCCUAGACCCCUUCACCAUCACCACCCAGACAGGCUUCUUGCCCUAUGAGACUGCUCCUGUCCAGUUGCCAGAGGCCUUUAGUGCCCUGCUGUCCCUGGUUAACCGUCUGCCUGUCGUCAGGCUCGAUGGUAAUCCCGGUCUACUGGCUACCUACGAGCUUGGCCCUGCCGUUCACGCAGAGCUCACUGACCUAACUGAUGAGGUUGAGAAGCUGGUUCUCGCUGAUGGCUCUUAUGAUCGCUUCACUAUUGCUGCGGUCUUCCGUGACUACACCUUCCUGGCCUCGUCUUACCUACUUGAGCCUUGCUGGGAGCACUGGAACAAGAAUCCCGAUGGUGGCUAUGGGCUUGGUCGGGAUGUCCUGCCCAAGUCUGUUGCCCGUCCUAUGUAUCGCUGUGCGGAGAUUCUGGACCUCCCACCCUUCAUGUCUUAUGCUGCCUCUUACGCUCUCUUCAACUACACUGUUGCCGACCCUGCCAAGGGUCUGAGCGAGUACUCGAACCUCCGUCUGAUCCGUUCUUUCGAGAAGGGUCUUGACCCCAAGAGCUCUGAGGCUGGUUUCAUCUUGACCCACGUUGACAUGGUCAAGGAGACUGGUCCGCUCAUUGGCGGUGUUCUGAAGGUGGUCGACUCCCUUGAGCAACACGGCACCCGACAGGAGAUCAACGACGGAUUCCGUGAGAUUCUGAAAUCCAUGGAAAAGAUCGAAGCUUCUAUGGAAGACAUGUGGGGUAACUCCAAGCCCUCGGAGUAUCUCUCCUUCCGCGUCUUCAUCUUCGGAAUCACCAACCAGUCCAUGUUCCCCAAUGGUGUGAUCUACGAAGGCUGCGAAGAUAACAAGCCCCUGUACUUCCGCGGCGAGAGUGGCGCCAACGAUAGCAUCAUCCCCCUCCUGGACCACCUUUCCGCGCCUACCGUCCCCUCCCCCCACCGCGAAUUCCUAACCUACAUCCGCGAAAAGUCCGAGGAAAUCGGCGUCCAGAAAUACGCCGUUCAGGACUCCGAGACCGCUGUCCUCUUCCUGCGCACACUGAACCACAUCCGCAGUUUCCGCUGGCGUCACUGGCUGUUCGCCCGUGAAUACAUCAUUCGUCGCACGCCUCACCCUACUGCUACUGGCGGUAGCCCUAUCGUGACUUGGCUCCCGAAUCAGCUCUCGGCUGUUAUGGAACUCAUGAUUCAGAUUUAUGAUGCUCACCUUGCGCCUAAGGAUGGUGUGUCGGUCGCGGGUGACGAGGAGCGUAUUGCGUCGCACAGGAAGCAGGUCGAGCCUAUGAUGGAGCUUGUGCGGGAUCAAAAGGAGAAGUUGGCUAAGGAGGUUGAGCGGUGGUGUCAGGAACGGGGUGUUUAG
This is a messenger RNA of Penicillium bovifimosum, 1440 nucleotides long. RefSeq names its product indoleamine 2,3-dioxygenase family protein. Bases 1 to 1440 code for a protein of 479 amino acids. The transcript has 6 exons. NCBI's taxonomy places the organism in Eukaryota, Fungi, Ascomycota, Eurotiomycetes, Eurotiales, Aspergillaceae. Gene Ontology annotation, molecular function: heme binding; metal ion binding. The record is from RefSeq and is a predicted model, not a curated record.